CGCCGCCGCUAGCAGAAAACAUUGGAAGAUGCAUCAAGGCAAGUAUGGCUGCGCCCAUUCUUAAGUGGAAGCGGGUCACUAAUACCACGGGUCUACAGCCCAGGCCGCGCCAUGGACAUCGUGCGGUGGCCAUUAAGGACCUGAUGGUAGUGUUUGGCGGCGGGAAUGAAGGAAUAGUGGACGAGCUGCACGUCUACAACACAGAGCUUGAUGCAUCAUCAUCUGGGUGAUAGUGAGGAUCCCGAUCUGAAUCAUCAUCAGCAUCCAAUCCAGUGAUUGUACCUGACACCCCGGAUGUUUCAGCCACCAACCAGUGGUUUGUACCCCCCGUGAAGGGAGAUGUGCCUCCAGGAUGUGCUGCGUACGGGUUUGUGGUGGAUGGAACCCGCAUCCUGGUGUUUGGUGGCAUGGUGGAAUAUGGCAAAUACAGCAAUGAACUGUAUGAACUCCAGGCAUCCAGAUGGGAGUGGAAGCGCGUCAAGCCUCGGCUACCCCGCAAUGGCCCCCCACCGUGUCCCCGCCUUGGCCAUUCCUUCACACUCAUUGGGAACAAAGUGUAUCUCUUUGGGGGACUUGCUAAUGACAGCGAGGAUCCCAAAAACAACAUCCCAAAGUACCUUAAUGAUCUGUACACACUGGAGCUGAGGUCCAACUCUAACGUAAUGUCCUGGGACAUCCCUGAUACUUAUGGCUCACCACCACCGCCGAGGGAAUCACAUACAGGCGUGGCAUACACCAGUAAAGACAAGCCCAAGCUGGUGAUCUAUGGGGGCAUGAGUGGCACUCGACUAGGGGACCUCUGGAUACUUGACAUAAGCACCAUGAAUUGGGAGCGACCAACAGUGAGCGGAGUGCACCCUCUCCCCCGCUCCCUGCACUCGGCCACGCUGCUCGGGCAUCGCAUGUUCGUGUUUGGUGGCUGGGUGCCUCUGCUGAUGGAGGAGGUGAAGGGACCCAUCAAUGAGAAGUCAGAGUGGAAGUGUACCAAUACCCUGGCUUGUUUAAAUCUAGAGACAAUGGCUUGGGAGGAUGCACUGAUGGACAAGUUUGAGGAGCAGAUGCCACGGGCAAGGGCUGGCCACUGUUCGGUUGGCAUCCACACCCGCCUCUUUGUGUGGUCAGGCAGAGACGGGUACAGGAAAGCCUGGAACAAUCAGGUGUGCUGCAAGGACCUCUGGUACCUGGAGACCAGCGUGCCAGGUUCCCCAGGACGGGUGCAGCUGGUGAGGGCUUCCACCUCGACCCUGGAAGUGUGCUGGGGUGCCACGCCCACUGCUGAUGCCUACCUUCUGCAGAUACAAAAAUAUGAUAUUCCAACUCCAGCCUCCACUGCAUCAACUCCCACCACCCCCACCAGCACCCCUGCCACCCCUGGCAUCCCUGUCAGCAAGCCCAUUACUCUCACCCAGACCGUGCUGCGGCCAGCCACCCCUGGGGCCCCCACCCCCCUUACACCUACCUCACCUCAGACAAUCAGAGCUGGCAGCAACAUAGUGCGUGUUCGGGCACCAGGGGCUGGCCAGAUUAAGGUGAUCGGUGCAGGAGGCCAGACCACACAAAUCCUGCGGCCAGCUACCGCCACCACCACCACUCAGAGUGGUAUGACUGGAAUUGCUGCCCUGGCUGCUGCUGCUGCUGCCACCCAGAAGAUCACCACCAGCACAGGGGCAGCUGCCACACCUACCACAGUGAAGGUGGUGCAGCCUAAUGCCUUGGUCACACCCCCAGGACUCAAGGUUGCCACUACCAUUGCCGGCCAGACUGUCAGACUAGUGGCACCUCCUGGCCAGUUUCUGAAUAACCAGGGAACAGCAGUAACACCUGGAGGCAAACAGUUCAUCCUGCAGAAAAGUGGAGUGCCUGGCUCACAGCCUCAGAUUGUUACCCUCGUCAAGACCAGCAAGGGCCUCACACCUAUGUCUAAAGUGAAUUUGGUGCAAAGCAAAGCUGGUGUUGCUGGACAGGGAGCAACCAUUGUCAAGCUGGUCACCACACAGGCUGGCGGGACUGGCAAGCCUGUCAUGACCACCACCACCUCACAGGCUGGACAGAUUCUUAGCCUCCCUGCAGGAACACAGGCUGCAGGCAAGGCCGUGGGUCAGGGCCAGAACAUUGUUAUCGCCAAGCAACAGCUGGGCACCACCACUGUAGGAGGAAAGCAGACAAUAGUGAUCACUAAACCUGGUGGGGGAGGACCCAGUGGAGUGAGGCCCCAGACCUCUCAAAUAAUUGUGGUCACAACAGCCUCAGCCAUGAGGGGCUUACAGCCAGCCGCCACCACCCCCAUCACCACGCCAGCAGGAUCACAGUCAGCACAGGUGUCUGCUGGUGGGGGUGUUAAGAUGAUUGUGGUGUCAUCUGGGGGUGUUGGAGGCACCACCACCACCCAGGCCAUCACCAAGCCCAUGACGAUCACUGUGGCAGGCCAGGCCGGCCAGGCUGGUGCCAACACCAAGACGGUCACCAUAGCUGCCAAAACUGGCACACCAAGCACCACAGCACUCCUCAACACGGGCUCAGGACAGAUUAUUGCAGUGCCAACACAAGGGCUUCUGCAGACUGGCCAACAAGCACUAACCAUUGGGGGAAAACCUGUAACAGUACAAGUGACAACGACUGGGGGCCAGAAGACUGUGACAUUGGUGACUUCCCAGGCCAGCAGCCAUGCCACCACCAGCACCACCAGUUCAGCCACGUCCAGCCAGCCCUCCACCUCCCUGGCCAGUGCUGGGGAUGGGCCAGUCACCUCUGAUGCUGCCCUUGCUGCUCUUGCUGCUGAGGCGGGUCUUAUCAUCCCCUCAGAAGGUGAUCAGAGUGAACAGGCGGCAGGAGCUGCAGCUGCACAAGAAAACACAGAAAACAGUGCAUUACAGAAUAAUAGUGAGGGUCAGCUUGGGGAGGGGGCAAAACAGGUACCCAAGACUGAACCUGGGGAGAGUGGGGAAGGGAAGCGGCAAGAGGGGAACAAUGCCAAUGCGGAUGGCAGUGAAAACACAAUAAAGCAGGAACCUGUGGAUCCUGAUGGAGUGACAGACCCAACCAACCCAGCAACAAGCAGCAGUGGCAGUGGGGAGGCUGGGGACACAACAGACCCCCUGGCCACCCUUGCCUCUGCUGCCAUCAACUCCUCCCUCAGCACAACUACACCCACCAUCAAGACAGAGGAGCCCACCCCAACCUUCACCAAUGGCCUCAACCAGGACACAAAUGGCGCCAAAAAGCCAGAGUGUGACUGGUUUGAUGUAGGCAUCAUCCGAGGCACAGUCUGCACAGUACAAGCCUACUACCUCCCCACCGAGGCCGAGGCCAUCAAGAAUGAGACCUACACGGACGCGGAGGGAGAGGUUACUGAGAGGAAAGCAAGCGGCAUUGAAGUGAAGCUGCAGCCUGGCACUGCCUACAAGUUCAGGGUGGCGGGGAUCAAUGCCUGCGGACGGGGACCCUGGAGUGAGGUCUCUGCCUUCAAGACCUGCUUGCCUGGCUUCCCUGGAGCACCUUCAGCCAUCAAAAUCUCCAAGUCAACUGAGGGGGCUCACCUCUCCUGGGAGCCACCUCAGAAUGCUGCCGGGGACAUCGUAGAGUACUCAGUCUACUUGGCCAUAAAGAAUGCUGGGAAUCAGCAGCAGGAGACUGGAAGUGGAGGUGCACAUCUUGCAUUUAUGCGAGUGUACUGUGGUGCCAGCAACCAGUGCACGGUGCUCAACACACAGCUGGCAGCAGCACACAUUGACACCACUAACAAACCUGCCAUCAUUUUCCGGAUAGCUGCCAGAAACGAUAAGGGUUAUGGCCCUGCCACACAAGUUAGGUGGCUACAAGACUCCGUGGUGGGCAGUGCAGCCGGGGGUCAGAAGGUGGUGAUGCGACGGCCGGCAGGAGACAACAGGUCACCCGUCGCAGUGAAGAAGUUUAAGGCAGAUGGAGAGCCAAUGCUAUAGUACUGACUGAGAGGAGUCGGCAGUCUCAGAUCCAUGGGCCUGCUUUAGAGAAUGUGAACUUGGCACCUUUGGUCAAGAUUUUCUCUGAAUAUCCAAGUGCCAAAGGUCAGGUUGAGGUCACUUGUGUUGAUGUUAAGAAGAGGCCCAAAUCCCAUGGUUGCAGGUGUCCAGCUCCUGGUAUGUAAUGGGGUAGGGGCUAGACUGCUGCGUGCAGGAAGGACUAGUUUUUAUGAUAUUAAGUAAGGAGAUUACGCUAAGUUGUCUCACACAGGAAAUAGAGAGAAUGGAAAAACAAUGACCCACUUUCUUGUGUUUGUUGGUAAGUGUUGCCUCCUGAUGAUCUGAACCAAAUAUAUGUUGCUAAGUGAUAAUGGGUCAUUGUGUCCCAUGACUUGAUUUAAUUUAUAAAAACUACUUUAAUGUACAUUUAAGGUCCAUCCAAACUGUUAAUUUCAUGUAAAUGUUUGUGUCCCAGCUCUGUAUCUUAGAAUAUAGAUAUUUAAAGGCAUUCAGUGAAUGCCCUAAACAUUGUUUUCCAAAGUUAAAAACUUUGUAUUGACAUUUAGUCUCCUGUCGUCUCCAUGUGACAUGGAGAAGACCCUCCCCUGUGACUUGCCUGUGCCUGGGAGCCACGGGGGUGUGACCCCCGCCAAGAGAGGAGCUCAGUGUUGCCAGCGUGGCCUUUGUGGCCAUGGCAACCAGCUGCCACCCAGCAGAGUAUUUUUUUCACAAGGUCAUCUCAUGUCACCUCAUUACUCAUCUGUAAAAUACAGGGCCUCCAAAAAAUUUGUAAUUAUGGAUAGUUCAUAAUUUCAAUGGAAAUUUAUUUUCUCUGCAGCAGAUCACAGCAAACUGUCAAUUGCUAAUUUCAUGAUUAUGCAUUUGGCUAUGUCACAUUGCGUAAAUGUUCCAUUGUAGAUACCAGUCCCUGUUGAAUUGCUUAUGGACUAAGGAAUCAAUUAAUCUCAUUUUUGUCUAUAUUAAGGUUGGCCAAGCAGCCCCUUUUGGAUUGAGUUUGUAAAUGAUUAGAAGGGCCACGAGUACAAAGGUGUGUGGUGCGGCGGGUGGUUGGCCCUGGUGUGUGCACACUCUCCACCCUCUUCCAGGCUUCUCCAUGCCUCAUGUCAAGGCUGGCUCACCAACCUUCCAUGUUCACAGCUUUUUAUUUUUUUCCCCUUAUUUUAAUAUAGUUUAGCACAGAAAUAUAUUUUGUGUGUACAUGUAUGCACAUGAUUGUAUGAAUGUUGCGUAUGAGAUGAUGAGUGUAUGAUAUGUAUAUAUGUACACACGUUCAUUGCAUGAAAUGGAAGCUAUAUAAUUGCACAUAGAGGUGUAUACACACACACACACACACACACACACACACACACACACACACACACACACACACACAGUGGGACCAUAAAACUAGUAUGUGAAGAGAAUGAAAAUACAUUUUAUUUGAUAAAAGUAUCUGCCUACUUUUUCCCAUUAGUUUCUUUCCAAUAUGUCUUAGGAUAAGUUGGUAUAUUUUAACUAAAUAGCUUGAAUAUUAUUUACAUUAAGGUAGUUCUCUUUCUUUUCUUAUAAAAGCAGCUGUAGAAAACUAUGGUUGACAAGACUGGCGAUGAUGUAAACACACACACACACACACACACAUGCACUCACUCACUCACUCACUCACUCACUCACUCACUCACAAACUCAAAUACAUAUUCACACAUGCAUGCAUGCACACACACACACACACACACACACACACACACACACACACACACACACACACACACACACACACACAC
Molecule: messenger RNA, 5719 nt
Organism: Eriocheir sinensis (Chinese mitten crab)
Lineage: Eukaryota; Metazoa; Arthropoda; Malacostraca; Decapoda; Varunidae
Gene: Hcf
Product: host cell factor 2-like
Exons: 18
Coding region: 408-3938 (1176 amino acids)
Biological process (GO): regulation of DNA-templated transcription; chromatin remodeling
Cellular component (GO): histone methyltransferase complex
Molecular function (GO): protein binding; transcription coactivator activity
Source: RefSeq, a predicted model, not a curated record